Rangifer tarandus platyrhynchus (Svalbard reindeer) is the source of this 351-nucleotide messenger RNA. The record is from the annotation of a GenBank genome assembly. NCBI's taxonomy places the organism in Eukaryota, Metazoa, Chordata, Mammalia, Artiodactyla, Cervidae.
AUGUCGGCCUGCAGGCAAAAGAAGCACACUGCAAACUUUCAAAUUCUGGGAGUAGAGAAUUAUCCUAUCACCUGCAGGAGCUUUAAAUUUUCUAGCCAAUCAGAGAAAGCGGGCGUGACAAGGGGCGUGUCUUUCUGUGUUUCAACCCUCAGAGCUUGGGCUGUACCAAUAGCACGCCAGAGGAAGGAGGCUUAUUGUGGUGGCGGAGCAUACCAAGCCGCGCAGACGAGUGGAUGUGGGGGGAAGGGACGGAGACUGCAGCUGGGCCGCGCGUGGAUUAGUGUCACCAAUCGCGUCUCUGAAGAUUUAUAUUCAAGACCUUGCUUCCAACGCAGACUCCCUCCUCUCUAG